Punica granatum (pomegranate) is the source of this 360-nucleotide messenger RNA. NCBI's taxonomy places the organism in Eukaryota, Viridiplantae, Streptophyta, Magnoliopsida, Myrtales, Lythraceae. The record is from RefSeq and is a predicted model, not a curated record.
AUGGUUCUUGGGUUGGUGGCGGUUGGUGCAGCCGAUUUUGCCGCACAACCUCCUCAUUUCCGCCACCAUCCGCGCCAUGAGCACAUGAUGCCGCCUGCAGGGGCACCAAGGCCCCACUGGCUCUACCCUGAGCAUAAGCUGCCCCAUGAUCGUGAACAUGUCCCAGGCCCCAGACCCGGACCAUUCGCCCACCCGCCUAGGAUGGCUGGAGCACCGGAUGACAUGCCUCACCACCACCACCAUGGUGCACACCCUCCCAUGAUGCAGCACGGCCACGGGCCCCAUGGGAAGGUGAUGCCACCAACUCAUGCUCCCCACAUGCAUCCGCGUCAUCACGAGCCUAUGGCACCGGCCUAUUAG